AUGCCUCGCCCACGAGAAGCCGGUCGGUGCUCAAGUGCAGCCCCUUCUGAAACCUCGGGGUCAACUUCGCCAGAACGUGCCGCCGAUGAUGACACCGAUUUCUUCAUGGCCCAGGCCAAUGAUUCGCAGUCAUCCAUAGGUGUGGCCAAUUUCCGCGAUUCCCAUCCUUCAAAUGUACGCUCCAUGCCACUAUCGCCGAUCGGCCGCCUCCCACCCGAGAUCCUAAUUGCAAUCUUCUCGAAACUGGCUGCGCCCUCCGACAUGCUCAAUUCUAUGCUGGUUUGUCGUGCAUGGGCUGCGAACUCUGUGGGAAUACUAUGGCAUCGGCCAACUUGCAACACCUGGAGCAAUGUUGGAAGCGUGACUACGUCAUUAGGAAAGCCAGACAGUCUUUUCAACUAUGCAGACCUUAUCAAGAGACUAAAUCUGUCUGCCCUUUCGGACGAAGUCAGCGAUGGCACUAUUUUGUCUUUCAACCAGUGCAAGCGAAUCGAGCGGUUGACAUUAACUGGCUGCAAGAACCUGACAGAUAAGGGUGUGUCGGACCUGGUGGAAGGGAACCGGCAUUUGCAGGCGUUGGAUGUUUCAGAAUUGCGACACCUCACAGAUCAUACCCUUGCGACGGUGUCUAGAGACUGUCCUCGUUUACAAGGUCUGAAUAUCACAGGGUGUUCAAAAGUCACCGACGAGGCUUUGCUCGUGGUAGCACAACAGUGCCGCCAAAUCAAGAGAUUGAAACUUAAUGGAGUUCUCAAUGUCUCAGACAGGUCGAUUCACUCUUUUGCAGCGAACUGCCCAUCUAUCCUGGAGAUCGAUUUGCACGACUGUAAACUUAUCACCAGCAACUUUCAUCUUGCUUCCCCCCAUAUGACCUUUGACAGCCUUCGCAUCCUCGAUCUUACGGCAUGUGAGAAUGUCAGGGAUGAUUCAGUAGAAAAAAUCGUGCAUGCAGCUCCUCGCCUGCGCAAUCUGGUAUUGGCUAAAUGCCGAUUUAUCACAGACCGAUCUGUGAUGGCCAUUUGCAAACUCGGAAAGAACCUCCACUAUGUUCACCUAGGCCACUGUUCCAACAUCUCAGAUUCGGCUGUGAUGAGCUUGGUCAAGUCCUGUAACCGUAUACGGUAUAUUGACCUGGCCUGCUGCAACCUAUUGACGGACCGUAGUGUCCAACAAUUGGCAACCCUGCCUAAGCUGCGAAGAAUUGGAUUAGUCAAAUGCCAGGCCAUCACCGAUCGCAGUAUACUGGCCUUGGCACGGCCCAAGAUGAGCCAUCACCCUUCGGUUAGCAGUUUAGAGCGAGUCCACCUGAGCUAUUGCGUUCAGCUGAGAAAGGAGGGUAUACACGCUUUGCUGAACAACUGCCCACGCCUGACACAUUUGAGUUUGACUGGUGUCCAACCAUUCCUCGACGAGACUCUCACUGCAUUUUGUCGAGAAGCCCCUCCCGAGUUCACGCAACAACAGCGGGAUGUUUUCUGUGUGUUCAGCGGUGAUGGUGUCAAUCGACUUCGGGACCAUUUGAACCGAAGCGAACCCACGUUCCCAGGCGGCGAAGCCACGAUGUACGAUGACGACGAAGAACUGGAUGAAGAUGAGGGCCAGAUGACUGGGCUGAUGAAUGCAACGGUCAUCAAUGACGGAGAUGAUGAUUAUAUCGACAUUGGGCCUUUGAAUACUUGA
This is a messenger RNA of Penicillium paradoxum, 1680 nucleotides long. RefSeq names its product putative ubiquitin ligase complex F-box protein GRR1. Lineage: Eukaryota; Fungi; Ascomycota; Eurotiomycetes; Eurotiales; Aspergillaceae. The transcript has 4 exons. The record is from RefSeq and is a predicted model, not a curated record. Gene Ontology annotation, molecular function: protein binding. Bases 1 to 1680 code for a protein of 559 amino acids.